UAAUUGCUCCGGGUGCUCCAUAAUACUGAUAUCCAAAGUUUGCUGUGGGUCUGGGGGGGUUAUUGUCAUGAAACAUGAGUUUGGCUUAAUUUUAAUCGCUGAUGCAACCAGAAGACGUAAAUUAGUUUAUACAUUGUUUAUUAAAUUUUUGAUUUUUAGACUGUUGACAACAGAGGAUCUCCGGAAGAGGAUUGAGAGGAGAUUGAAGGAGCAGAGGAGUGAAGUUUACAAUCCUUCCAUGACCAUGUUGAUCCCUCAGGAAGGAGAGAAGGUAUGGGGAGAGAAGAGGCCUGGAAAUAAGGUGGACAUGGUUGCGGAGAUUGUGGGCUACAGGCAUCGGAUUAACACUGGGAGGGAUCAGGCCUGCAUGCAGAGGUAUAUUACUAGGGUGUCCAGAGCUGGACUGGAUCAACCUAGUGUUCUUAAUUCUCGCCAGUUUUUACCUGUGGAUGCUCCACUGUUGGAUUUCUUGGUGGAAGAUGCUAAAGGUGUUGAAGGUUGGAGAUACCCCAAACUAGAUGAUCUGAAACUGUAUCAAGCUGAGAGGGGAUUGAACUUGAAGAUGUUGGAUAGGAUCGAAGUUCGGGAGCUAGUGUGCGGUGUUAGUUCUGACCAGGAGAUUGAGGAAACCCGAGAAUGGAUAAAGAAGAUGCAGGGGUUGGAUCAAGACAGGUUCUGCUCUCAGGUGGUUUCACUAGAUGUUGAGGACGUCAAGACGACCUAUUACGAUACACUCCGGAUGGCUGGUAAGCUCAGUAUUGAUCCUAAGAGAGCAGUUCUCCGGACUAGUGUAGAGACUGAUCUAGCUCAUGGUUAUUCAAAGGACGGUUGGAAACAAGUACCGGGGAAAAUCAUGUUUGGUAAUGGGAUCACGUGGACUUGUUUGAUCUCACUGGACCUGGAGAUGAACGGAUUGGGUGAUUAUGUUCUGAAGCAAGUGACUGUGCAGCCUGGGAUUGUUGAGUUACUCCGUGACCUCCCUGUCUCUGCUGGAUUAGCAAUCCGGAGAGAUGUACGGGGAAUAGAGGAGUUCUACUCAUUAGUCACUGGAAUGGAGGUUAGACUGGAGCGGGGUUUUCUAGACCUAACUUCGUUGGCCAUACUAGCAGGAUACAAGUUUCACUCUAAGAACAUGACAGCCAUGGGGGUGCAGGUUCAAGGUACUCUACUAAACAAAACAGUUUCCACUGGAGAUAAUAUGUGGGGUAUCAGGUGGAGAGAGAUUCCCAAGGCUCUACAAUGUUAUGCUCUGGGGGACAUUAAAUUCGGGUUUAUCACAUAUAAUGUUUUGGCUGGGCUACUGCUGAGAGAUGUCUUCCCUGAUCCUGAUAUGCUGUGUAGAUAUUUGAAGUGUGAUCAAGGUGCUGCUGUGAGCUGGUUUCUGGAGUUUGUGAUGAUAUCUCUAGAGGGAGUAGAAUAUCACCAGGUUGCAGAGGAGCAAGCUCAAACUCGAGAUGAGAUGGUUCGUUCGUUAAGGUUGAGAGAUUGCAGAGAGAAGCUGUGUGAAUUUUCUCCUCCCUAUGUUAAGGUCUGGGCUGAGAUACUAGGAGCGUGGCCCAGUCCUACUUUCGGGGGCUGCAGGUUUUUGUUACAAUGCAGGGAAUGGUUUGUAACACAGAUGAGGAUUAUAGCUGGAGCCAAGAUACAGUGGUCAGAUGGUAGGGUGAUCAGACAACCUAGAGAUACUGAUCUUGAGUAUGCCAGGUUCGGGAUGACUCCGGAGGAGAUUGGGGAGCAAACCUGGAUGGAUCCUGUCUCUGGGAUAAGAGGAUUGAGGAGACCUGAUGGAGUGAGGAUUCCGCUUCUAGGUUUUGAGGUUUCUACAGCCAAGAGUACUGAUAUUGGGAGCAAGUGUACUGAGAUAGGUAGAUCUCAGCGAUGGAGCCUGCUGGAAUGGGCUAGAAUGGAGCCGGAGAGGUUAAAGGGUUUCUUUACACGGAUGACCAGAGACGUGGGUUUCCAGAGGUUCUAUUGCAGUAUCUAUGAUCCAAUGAGGUUGUGCUACAGGAGAAUCUUUGAUGAACCUAUUUCAAAGAUUCCUGCCAUGGAUGAUGCUCUGAACAAGGCGGUUCGUAACAACCUGAAGGAUGAGGAGUCGGGUUUGGGGAAAGCCAGGGCUGAAGUCCUCAUCAGAGAGAAGAGAGUGUCUGGGUUGAUCAGCCUGACCAAGGACUGGGAGUUCGAGGAGAGGACUAGGUGGAGAGAGAAUGUUCCUGUUCUUGCUGGCUGGAAACAUCGCUCUGGACGAAAGAGGAUUGGAAGUCAGUCUGGAGCGAAAUCUGGUAAAGUAAAGAAGAGGAGGUUGAGGUCAUCCAAGAAUGGAGCGGAGGGUAUCUCUGGUGUUGAAGCGUCAGGUCGGUCUCCGUCUCAGCCUGCUCCAGGCUUGCCUGGAGUUGGGAAUGAGCUCGGAAACCUAGCCAACGGGCUUCACCAGGGGGAGGAGACGGAGGAGGUGGUUUUCUUAGACGAGAACGAUGAGGUUAUGGUUGAGGAUGAGCCUGAGGCCGUGCCCUCUACUCUUAAGCCUGUAAAGAAGAGGUUGAGUUCUGCUUUGAAGCGUUCUAGCUCUAAGAAGGUUAGACCUAGGACAUAUGAUGAGAUGAUUGAAGGUGUUGGAGACGAAGAUGAGUUCCCUGAUAAUCUGGACUUUGAGUUCGAGAUCCCGAAGGAGGUUGAGGAUUUCGAGUUCUAGAAGAGGAUCUCGCAGACAGUGAUGUGGAAGUGAUAAAGUGAUUUUUCUUUUCAGGGUUGGACGAUUAAUAGAAUGAUCUCAAUUCCAGUCGCGGGGUGCAGUUGAACUUUUUUCUUUUCUUCCUUGGUUGGCGAGUGUUUCGCGAGUUCCCUCACGACCAGUGUUUGAGUCAAGUUGCCCCUGUGAGGAUCUGCAUCGCCCCUGGGAAGCGUACUGUGUGUGCGUCUGUUACUGGUUUCUCGAAGUUUCUGCGCAGGCGCGAGUUUAUAUAUAGUAACCAGUUUUAUGAUAUAGCGUUUGUUUUUAAUAUAGUCGUGGUCAAUGAGCGGGUUCAGGCAUAUGUCUGUCUCGUGAUUAAAAGUUAUUUCUGUUCUAAUACGUAUUUCCCCAGGAUAAAUGUGAUUGAAGUACCGAAAUAUAUAUUGAGUUCGAGACUGGUUUUUUACUGUCGCAAAGAUGAGCCAAUCUCGAGAGAGAGGGACUUCCAAUCAGUCCAGGAGGAAUACGACUCGGUAACCAUUUACGAUGAUCACUAGGGGUUGCGAAAUAUUCAAUCACAGACCAUUAGGGGUUAACACAUAAUUAUUUUAACUUUAAAGAAAAGGUUAGAAACUUAAAUUAGAGUUUCAUCCUUUUUAUCCCCUGAUCCUCUUUGCAUCUGCCAGAUUAAUAUCAGGAAAGAUUUCAAAGAGAGGGAGGAUUUGAGAUUCUUUAGCAAAAAGGGGAUCUUAAAUGAGAAUUGAGGAUUUUAAGAUGGAAUAUUUGAUUCUUCAUGAUCUUUUGUAUCUGCCAGGUUAAUACCCGGAAAGAUUUCGAAAGUGGCGAAGAGUUGAUUUCUAGAAAUAAGGGGAGGUUUUACUAUUUUCUUUGAGAGUUGAGUAUUGAUUUAUCUUUAAAUUUAUUGUAUUUGCCGGUUUAAAAAAACUGGAAAGAUUUCAAUGAAUAAUAGAGAUAGAAACAGUUAGAUAAGGGUGAAUUCAAAGUCUAAUACUAAACUCUGAGUAUUGAGGUGUAUAAUGUUGGUGUUUCCUUGAUUUCAUUGGGUCUGCCAGUAUAUAUAGUUGGAAAGACUGGAUGAAUAGCGGGAUAAUAAACCAUGAGUAAAAAUGUUUGAAAAUUGCAAUGAAAUGAGUUGAAUUAAAAUAUUGAAAUCCCCAAGAUCCCUUUGUGUCUGCUAAACUAAUAUUUGGAAAGACGUCAAAGAGGGGCGGAGAUUUAAAUUUUCUUGAGAUUAAAUAAAUCUUUUAAUUUGAA
Messenger RNA from Eurytemora carolleeae, 3946 nucleotides. RefSeq lists its product as uncharacterized. The coding region runs from base 68 to 2692 and encodes 874 amino acids. NCBI's taxonomy places the organism in Eukaryota, Metazoa, Arthropoda, Copepoda, Calanoida, Temoridae. The record is from RefSeq and is a predicted model, not a curated record. The transcript has 2 exons.